Messenger RNA from Pocillopora meandrina, 1346 nucleotides. The record is from the annotation of a GenBank genome assembly. NCBI's taxonomy places the organism in Eukaryota, Metazoa, Cnidaria, Anthozoa, Scleractinia, Pocilloporidae.
CUCUUUCAAGUUCCACCCACCGAUCUCAGUACAGUGAGUUCGAGAUGGGUGAAAAUUCCCCCUCUGACGUCGAGUAUCACACCCAUUCAAAUCUACAUUGACAAACAAUCGCAUCUCAUUGAUUUGUUGCGAUCGUUUGAGGAAAUAGAUGUGGGAUUCAAGACGACUGCAGGUGGCCAUCUCACAUCCCGCAACGACGAUGUGGGAAGGAUGACUUCUUUUGCCAACAAUUUGGCCCAUACUCUUUUCAAGCAGAUCAAUGUGAAAUGUAAUGGAAUGCUACUCACUGAACAAGUGGACAUGUACCAUCAUAAAGCCUAUCUCCAGACCCUACUGAACAAUGACAGAAAUGAUGGAGACACCAUCUCACAAGCCACAAAUGGAGGUUGGCGAAACAAAAUUGAUUCUCCCGUCACUUACACAGCAACGAACGUCAAAGGCGACGAUGCCGCCUUUGCAGCACUCUCCGACAAUCGGCAGGCUAGCAUCAAAGCCCAGAAAAAGGAAGUGAGAGAUUUGUAUUCGGAAGGAAAGAGGCGUAUUCUGAGUAUGAAACCCUUGUGGAAAUUUUUCAUCAAGGUAAAUGGAUCGUACCCCGCACCAGUUUUGAAAUGGAUUUCUACUUGAAUCCAGCAUCCAUCUUCUCUAAUGGAGAGUCUAACCCGCCCACCGAAUCUGUGCGCGUGCACGCUGACGACGUUAAACUUUCCUUCUACAUGUGUCUCGUGAAACUCAAUCCAUCCACCUACAUGGAUAUGAUGGGCCUCUUGAGUAAAUCUGCAGCCCUCUACCCCUUCGUGAGGACGGAAAUGAGACAAUACCCCCUGGACAACGGAGCCACCUACAAAGAAAUCAACAAUCCCUUCAAUAACAAAGUCCCACAACGAUUCGUCCUGGCUAUCGUGGAAAACUCAGCCUUUCAUGGUAGAUACGAUCAAGAUACCUUUGCCUAUCAACCAGCAGGCAUAGAAUACAUCAAACAAAUUGUAGAUGGGGAAGAAUAUCCUUACGAAACUCUGGAAUUGAACACGGGGAAUGGUCAAAAGGAUUUGAGGGGGUACUACAGAUUCUUGGAAACCACAGGAUGUCUCCAGCAUGGAAGCGGAAAUAUGGUGCGAUUCCUGGAUUGGGGGUACGGUAAAAACGCCACCAUCUUCGCGUUUUCAAACGUGCCUAAUGGUAGACACGACGAUCCCAUCCUAUUGCCUAGACCCCAAAGCACGAUCAAUCUACAUUUGAAAUGUGCUGCCCAACAGAGUCAAAAGACCAUCAUCCUCAUGUCCCAAUAUGAAGCUUUAAUAGAAAUUGACGGUAUAAAUUCCACCACUUCCAUGAAUGUGCGGUAA